AUGUGCGAGGCCCAGUGCGCGUGGGGCAACGACUGCAUUCAAGCCUUGAAAUUCUUUUUGUUAGUGCGCGAAGACGACGAUGCCUCCGGCCCGUCCAUACUCCUCCGUGCCGCGGCCGAGAUGAUUGUAGACGAGGCGGAACGCGACAGCCACAUUGACGCAGCCGAGGCGCUGCUCGGGCUAAUUCCGAGCGUGGACCUGGAGACCAGCAUCAUUCAUGGGCACUGGCUACUUUUCUUCAGAGCUGGGAGGGCGACUCCCAGUGCGACCCAGAUCUGCACACUGCUUCUGGCAUCUCACAAGCGGCUGUACCAGGACGCGCCGCGACCCGCACCCCACAACAAUAGCCUCACCACGCCGUCUCGCGCUCACACCGCCAGCAACGUUUGCUCCUGA
Molecule: messenger RNA, 396 nt
Organism: Emiliania huxleyi CCMP1516
Lineage: Eukaryota; Haptophyta; Isochrysidales; Noelaerhabdaceae
Exons: 4
Coding region: 1-396 (131 amino acids)
Source: RefSeq, a predicted model, not a curated record